Messenger RNA from Oreochromis aureus, 2016 nucleotides. RefSeq lists its product as uncharacterized. The transcript is spliced from 3 exons. The coding region runs from base 173 to 1930 and encodes 585 amino acids. The record is from RefSeq and is a predicted model, not a curated record. NCBI's taxonomy places the organism in Eukaryota, Metazoa, Chordata, Actinopteri, Cichliformes, Cichlidae.
ACACACAGACAGACACGUGGCUUGGACGCUCAACUUUGAGGCUCGUGGGUGUUUGGUUGGAGGAGCUGGAAGUUGGGCCUUCUGGAUCCACGGCUGACAGGGCAGCUGUGCAUGCACAGUCCCGCUCAGCGCUCGUAGCUGUGAGGACACAGCGAGUGCAGCUGCAGCGGUCAUGGCUGCUGGCUUCCUAAUUACAAGAUUAUUGCUGGUCUGUUUGUUGAGUGAGGUGAACUACUCCUCAGCUUUUCCAAGAGCCAGAAGUUUUGUGCAACCGAGAGUGUGGCAAAGUGAAGGAGAGGAGGAAGAAGUCUAUAACUAUGAGAACUGUCAUCCUUUCUACUACAUCAGUGCCCAGGACAAAACAUCGGAAAAGCAGGGAGGUUUUAUGGCAGCCCCUAUCCAUAUCUGUAAACAAAACCAUCCCAGUGUGUACCAAAAAGCCUUAAACCUCAAGCCUGCAAACCCCUUCCAGCCACGAUCUAAUGUUGCCACCAAAUGGCCAAAGAAGACUGUUCUACCCCAGCCUCCAUCACAGAAGAAAUAUCUAUCACCCAAACCCAAAAGCUAUGAAUUUAGUCUGAGCAUUCCUUAUUUUGAUCUUUUGGUCAGAAAUGAAGGGGGGGAUUUGGCCAGUGAAGGACAUGAUGGUGGAAAUUAUACUGCUCCUGUCUCCAAACCAGGCUUUCAAAUCGAUUUAUCCAUUCCCUUAUCAUCUGUUUCUCAAUCUCCCAAUAUCCCAAUGACCAGCUAUGUUGACCAUUCAGUAAAUCAAGAAAAUCCAGAGAACACUGAGUUUGUCAAUUACGGUAACAUAAAGCCGGAAAUGCCACAAUCAAGGCAACCCUUCUUAAACUCUGCUGGUAGUAGUUACUUAGAUGCACAGGAGCAGACUUAUCAACCAUAUUCCAUCGAAACACAAUCAAGUUCAACUCUUCUUGGAUCAGCAAGACCUUUUCUAAAUUUUCAAACACAGGAGCAGACUUAUGGACCAGGUCACGUUAAACCACAAACUUCCACCCUGCAUGAAACUGAAAGGCCUUUCUUCAACUUUGAAACACCACCACAAGAGACUUUAGAGCCAAGUCGUGUUAAACCCCAAUCAAGUUCUGCAAUAACUGGAUCAGAAUGGCCUUUCUUUAACUCGGCAGCAACACAGCACCAGACAUAUGAACCAGGUUAUCUUAAACCACAAUCAAUUUCAGGCCCGGGAGGAUCAGAUUGGCCUGCUUUAAACUCAGCACCAACCCAGCCACAAACCUUUGAGGCUGAUGGUAUUAAACCGCAAUCAAGUUCAACCCUUGGCACAUCAGAAUGGCCUGCCUUCAAUUUGGCACCACCACGGCAACAAACCUUUGAGGGAGAUGGUCUUAAACCACAGUCAAGUUUAACCCUUGGUGGAUCAGAAUCUCCUGUCCUAAACUUGGCACCAAUUCAUCAACAGACUCAUGAGUCAGGUUAUCUUAAGCCUCAAUCAAGUUCAACCCUUGGUGGAUCAGAAUGGCCUGCCUUCAAUUUGCCACCAACUCUGCAACAAACCUUUGAGCCAAGUCACGUUAAGCCACAAUACAGUUCAGCCCUGGAUGGAUCAGAAUGGCCUGCCUUCAACCAGGCACCAAUUCAGCAACAGACUCACGAGUCAGGUUAUCUUAAACCACAAUCAAGUUUAACUGUUGGUGGAUCAGAAUGGCCUGCCUUCAAUUUGCCACCACCAUGGCAACAAUCCUUUGAGGGAGAUGGUCUUAAACCACAAUCCAGUUCAGCAAUAGCUGGAUCAGAAUGGCCUGCCUUAAACUCAGCAGCAACACAGCAACAGACUCAUGAGUUGGGUUAUCUUAAACUGCAAUCAAGUUCAGCCCUGGAGGGAUCAGAAUGGCCUGCCUUAAACUUGGCACCAACUCUGCAACAGGCUUCUUUACACAGGCUUCUUUAACUCAGUGUCAACUCUGUUCAAUCUGUGCCCAUUUCUGCCAAGACUGUAACUCACCAUGUAAAUAAAUAUACAAUUUCCUUCUUGCA